Messenger RNA from Pollicipes pollicipes, 1526 nucleotides. RefSeq names its product U-scoloptoxin(01)-Er1a. The transcript has 4 exons. Gene Ontology annotation, molecular function: chitin binding. Bases 100 to 564 code for a protein of 154 amino acids. The record is from RefSeq and is a predicted model, not a curated record. Lineage: Eukaryota; Metazoa; Arthropoda; Thecostraca; Pollicipedomorpha; Pollicipedidae. Gene Ontology annotation, cellular component: extracellular region.
GGCUGCGGCGGCUGCUGGCCGGUCCGGGUCGGCCAGUCGGGGCGCGUCUGUCGGAGGCACAGGUCAAACGCGCUGCGUCCAGCCACACACCGCCACGCGAUGAAGCUGCCCGUGACGCUGCUGCUGGUGACCUGCUGGCUGACGGCCCGCGCCCAAGAGGGGCUCAUCCUGACACCGCAAAAAUGCAAGGUCACUCUCGACGACCCGGACGGAGACUGCAUCAUCGGCGAAGCCAGAAUAGACUACCCGAACCUGCUGUCGCGGCCGCAGACGUCGUUCAACUGCGACGACUACGAGUACCCGGGCGUGUACGCCGACGUGGAGGCCGACUGCCAGCUGUUCCACGUGUGUCCGCCAAAGAACGUGCUGCGUAGCGGGGACCCGCGAGACCGGCCCACCACCUUCCUCUGCACACCGGGCUCGCUCUUCAACCAGGAGUACCGCGUCUGCGACUGGUGGUUCAACGUCCAGUGCGACAAAGCGCCCGAGUUCUACGCCGACAACAAGCUCUACUACAAGACCUCCAUCACGUCCAACAGCCUGCUGCGGGACGCUAACAUAUAGUGGGAGCGGCUGCAACAUGGCCGUCGCCGCUGACGACGCUGGUGGUGGUCUUGCGGACUAGUGUCCGCGCUGUCCCUACGGACUAAGAUCUACAGCCGUCUUUGCGGACUAAAGCCAAUUCAGCGCGUGUGAUGCAUUUCCUUGCUCGAAUUGGGUGACCUUUGGGUAAAAGGAAUGGUUAAGACAGCUGAAACCGAAGCGAGAAAUGUCGGGGCUGGCGUCCAUCACAGCGGGUGGCAAGACAAGACGUUGCGCGCGCCCUGGAAAUGACCAGCUUCAUUUUAACUUCAGUAUUUGAGCGGCGCUGCAGCUGAAAACACCAGUGAAGUGCAUGCAGUGAUUUGCCAUAUACUACUACCCUAGGCCGGGCAGUUGAUCGAUCAGUUGAUUUUGUAAAGGCCAUAUACAGGGCCUCCAGCUGCAAUGAAAGUGCAUGGUCGUCGGGGACACGCUCCACCAAUGGCGACUGAUGUGGGACAUUCCUAGAAAUCAUCUGCCGCGUGAUGGCUGCCUUGAGUUAUGCUAAUGUUUUAGCAAAGCGUAUGCCUCAUGGCAAGGCUUAGACCAGGCAUCUGACGAGCUAAAUCCCUAUGUCUUGUGACCGGCCUUACAUUCCGUUCCGCACAGCUAAACUUGGAGCUGCCAAAAAUGUCAUGCUCACUCGCGCAGUCCAGACAUCAAGUGGGCGUUGUACAGAUUGCACAUGGUUUAUGUAUGCGGAAGUGAAAAAAUGUUCGUACGGUCGAUAUAUCAGUCCUUUGCAGGUUUUAUCACAUGUUCUUUGCAAGUGAACUCCAUGCGUUUGUCACUACGUUGGCUGUUUUACUCACUAAGAUGAUUAUGAAUUCGAAAUGUUAUAUCGCUCGAAAGGGAUUUCAAAACCUUUCGGCGUGACACCUGCAACAGUGACGUUUCGCAACAACUUGAUAAUAAAUAUACUGUGAUAAAAAUACAGUGUGUAA